AUGAGUCAUUACUUAGGGCAACUCCCUAAGUACUUUCAAAGAUACGUUGUCAAUAUAAAAAAUGUAAAGUCUGAUAGUAAAUGUUGGUUUCGGGCACUAGCUGUUGCUUUGGGUGAAAACGAGCAUUUGAAGUUCGAGUGGAUUCGCAAACUAAUGCUAGAGGAGUAUGAGUCCAAACGCGGAUACUAUGAGGGUGCAUUCGAUGGUGACGCUAAACACAUACACACUUUGCUAUCAAAGUCUUAUCCAAAUGGUCGCCCACAAGAUUACUGGAUGAUGAAUCCAUAUUGCGCCAUGCUUCUGUCUAAUGCUUUGGGUGUAAUAAUUAUCUGUUUAAGUCUAGAGGAGAACAUCACAUGUUUUCCUUUUUGGAAGGGGCCAGGCGAGCUAUACAUAGACGACCCGAUAUGCAUUGCCCUAGUAUCGGGGUCCACACAUUUUGUUACGGUUUUUUUAGACAAGGACUGCCCAAUGCCUUACACCUCAGCUUGGGGACAUGAUAAACCUGCAUCGCAGGCCUGGGUAAGACAUCCGAAGUACAGAGACCGUUUAGCUGAGUACCACAGACACAUUCAAGCUAAUAAGGCACCUACGGGAUAUGAUAUCCUUGAAUAG
Molecule: messenger RNA, 615 nt
Organism: Erigeron canadensis
Lineage: Eukaryota; Viridiplantae; Streptophyta; Magnoliopsida; Asterales; Asteraceae
Exons: 1
Coding region: 1-615 (204 amino acids)
Source: RefSeq, a predicted model, not a curated record